AUGAUACACUUCGUCACCUCGCCGAGCGGAGCAGAGCAGAGCGGAGCCACAGACGCGCUUUCUGCCGGCUCCGUCUUCUGCCCGGACCCGGAGGCCGGCGACCAAAACGCAGAUCACAUGACUGCUCUGCUCUCCACCUGCAACCGUGGAAGGAAAUCGAGUCUCUGUGUGUGUUUGUCUCUUCUUCUUCGUACAGAUUGUCUCGGCCUUCGCUUCACCUGGCUCCACUCGCUCUUCGAUAAUUUCCCCUCGCUGGUGAGCUUUGCUCUGAAGCUCCGCUGUGCGACGGGGCUUUGCCCACGCGACCUGGAAGAUUACGGCUGCUCCUGCAGAUACGUGGCUGCCGGAGACCCCGUGGAUGCUCUGGACAUAUGCUGUGAGACUCACCGGCUGUGUUAUCAGAACGCUGCCCCCUGCAGGCCGGAGAUGCCGCUCCUCCCCAACAACUUCACCUGUUCAGCAGCCAACAGCAGCUGUGAUGCCGGUGAUUGGUGUCAGCAGACGUUUUGUGAAUGUAACCAGGCCGCCAUCGACUGCGUGGCUCAGAGCUCCUACAACUCAACACUGCGAGACCUCGCUGCGUCGUCCUGCUCUGUUACAAAUCAGACAGAUGUGUUCGGCAGCACCGAGGAGCUCAGCGAGGCCUUCAGCGGAGCGGAUGUUCUCUCAGCUUUAAACGACUCUGUGAUCCAACAGCUCUCCAACUCUUCCUUCCUGUCAGCAGAGAUGGACCCGCUAAUGAUCAGCGGGCUGGAUAACCAGAGUGACACCGCGUGGUUGGACGGCGACCUCGUCGCCCCACCGCCAGGCCUGCCCCCCCCGCUGACGUCUGCAGAGGAGGUUGAGGAAGGUGAAGGUGAAGUUGAAGCCGAGGAGGUAGAAGAGGAGGAAACAACGAGUUUCACCUCUAAAGAUUUGAACGAGGCAGUGGCAGCAGAGGAAGCACUCGAGCGGGAAGAGAUAAAUACGGAUCAGACGACCCACGAUCCUCCAGCAGUCAGCCGCGAGGAGUUUGAGGAGGGUGAAGGUGGAGCAGCUGAAGGUGGAGCAGGUGAAGGUGGAGCAGCUGAAGGUGGAGCAGGUGAAGGUGGAGCAGCUGAAGGUUCAGUCAUCGUCACAACUCCAUCGCUGACAUCAGCAAAACCACAAAUCAGUCCGUCUGAGAAAAUAAAGUCAUCUGAAGAAGAGGAAGAAGAGGAUGAUGAUGAUGAUGAUGAUGAUGAUGAUGAUGAUGAUGAUGAUGAUGAUGAUGGUGAUGAUGGUGAUGAAGGGGAGCAGGAAGCCUCAGAUGAACAUGUCAGAGACAUGCUCACGACUGUGUUAACAACCACUACCGCCAAAACAACAACAACAUCACGGACUGUAACCACAGACAAGUCCAACGAGGGGAGAGGAAGCUCGACGCCGUUUACAGAGAAAACAUCAGCUUCUCAAACAGCCACUACCACGGGCCCAGAAACGAUUACCAGGGUGACAGAAAGAUCUUCGACAAGAAGCUCGCCACCAGAGAGCGACCCAGGGAGAACCGCCGCCGUCUCACCCACAACUCCUGAUUCAUGGGAGGAAGACUUGAGAGCGCACACACCUGUUGCUGUUCCUCUCAGUCCCCCGAGCCAAGGAGAGGCCACUCAACAACCCACAACCUCAUCAUCCACUUCAAUGAGAAGCGUCUCUCGGACAACACGAGGAAGCCGAGUCACCUCCGUCAAACCGAGACCAGAGACCAACGCCUCCACCCGAACCACGACGGUAACCUUGCAGGUGACGGCUGACUCUGAAUCUGAGGAGGAGCGGCAGGAGAAGUCGGAAACAGCAGAAGAAGCCCCGUGUGAGGAGGAAGAGCUGGCAGCAAGCUCGCAGGAGAAAGACACAGAUGACUGGGAUGUGGCUCAGAAGAGGACGGUGCCGUUCUUUGCCUGGUCCCUGCUGGAGUCCGUUGGGUUGACUGACAUUCAACUUCAGCCAGACAACAAAGAAUGCAGUCGCUCCUUCACCCUGUACGGCAGCGACGGGCGAGCCAGACGGGAGAUGCCAGCUCUGGGUGAGAUGCUCCACUGCCUGACGGGCCGAUGUCCACACGAGUACGAGAUGUACGGCUGCUACUGCGGACAGGAGGGCGGCGGUCACCCUCAGGACCAGCUGGACAGGUGUUGCUUCUUCCAUCACUGCUGCCUGAAGCAGAUCAGCUCCAUGGGCUGCAGGUCAGACAGGAAGCUCAAUGCUCAGAUCUCCUGCGAGGACGGGAAACCACGAUGUCACGGCGUCAGCGUAUGCGACAAGCUGCAGUGUGUGUGUGAUAAAACGACUGCAGAGUGUAUGGCAGCAGCUCGCUUUAACCACAGCCUGCCGCCGCAGCAGUGCCACGGCCCCGGACCUCCCUGUCGCCGGGCCAGCAGACCCCCCAAACCACAGCUUUCCCCUCAGUCCAGCGAGGAGAGCGAGGAGAGCGAGGAGCAGGGAGGGAACUCUGACACGAUUAUUAUGCAUGAUCAGAAACCUGCCGGCACGCCAACGGAUACAAACACACCGCCGCCACGCCAAGUUCAAAACAGUGAUGAAAGCUCUGACCUGAAGGACGAAGAGAAGUCAAAGAAUCCUCCGACUGGCAGCUCCACACAUUCUCCUCUUCCUCCUCCUCCUCAUCAUCCAUCAUCAUCCCACAACCACAGGCCGAGCGCAGGGCAGAGCCAAGGGCACCGUCCAGCAGGGAGACCAGGAGAGAGACCAGGAGAGACCGGGGUGAAAGAGGAGGAGGAGGAGGAAGAGGAGGAGGGAGGAGGAGAAGAGGAGGAAGAGUAGAAAGAGGAGGAGGAGAGAAACUAGAAGCGAAUGUUUUGUUUAAAGAUGAUUGAAUUUAUGAAAUAAACUAUGAAUAAAAGCA
This is a messenger RNA of Sebastes umbrosus (honeycomb rockfish), 2881 nucleotides long. It is a transcript of the gene oc90, whose product is annotated as otoconin 90. The record is from RefSeq and is a predicted model, not a curated record. Gene Ontology annotation, biological process: lipid catabolic process; arachidonate secretion; phospholipid metabolic process. Gene Ontology annotation, cellular component: extracellular matrix. Bases 1 to 2799 code for a protein of 932 amino acids. The transcript has 21 exons. Lineage: Eukaryota; Metazoa; Chordata; Actinopteri; Perciformes; Sebastidae. Gene Ontology annotation, molecular function: phospholipid binding; calcium ion binding.